Diaporthe amygdali is the source of this 3717-nucleotide messenger RNA. Its product is annotated as Neutral permease protein. The record is from RefSeq and is a predicted model, not a curated record. NCBI's taxonomy places the organism in Eukaryota, Fungi, Ascomycota, Sordariomycetes, Diaporthales, Diaporthaceae. The transcript is spliced from 7 exons. Bases 1 to 3717 code for a protein of 1238 amino acids.
AUGGAAGCGCCAAUCACUGUACCAGAGGGCUUCGAAAAGGCCGCACAAAUAUUUCACGAGAUCACUGGCAAGCCUGUAGACGGUAACUUCGCCGAACAGCAUGACAAGUUACGCCAAACUAUCAGGGGAGAACGCGAUAUCACAACAACCGGGGACAAGUUUUGCCAAGUCCUAGACUGCUGUGUCCAGCUUUCAAAGCUGGUUGCCUCCGCUAAGCCAUCGGUGUUCCCUGCGGGGUCUGUCAACGACCUCAAUAAUGCACUACUCGGCAUCAUCCGCGACUUCCUUCAAAUAUGCAUCUCAUACGAUAAGAUCAAGAAGGCCAAAUUAUCCCGAAAUCCAUUGCCACAUUUGAUUCUAGCUGCUCGAGCAGUAGUAAAGUCUGACUAUGGCAUCAUGGACAACCUUAAACACAUCGACAAGUUGACAAGCGUGGCGCGUAACUUGAAGAGUGACGACGUCUAUGAGGCAAUCACUGCUUUGCAAAGCAGCCAAGUUCAUCAAGAUGAUCGAAGUCGGAUCAUCCAAUCGCUACCAUGUCAGCAGACGGAUUUCUGGAGGACCUGGGUCGAUUCCGCAUUCCACCAUUACCGACAGGGUUUCGUGUCGGAAGCGGCAACGUGGUUGCAAAAUGAUCCAGCCUUCAAAGAAUGGAGCAAUCUUGGCAGCUCGAGUGGUAAACGUAUCCUGAUCAUCCAAUCACGGCAUGAUGGGUCGGGCAAGAGCAGCAUCUGUUCGGAGGCAAUCGAAAGGCUUCGGGAUCAGGUGCAUCAGUGGCUUGCAAGUUAUAUGCCAAGGACUGGUCGCCAAUCCAUCUUCAUCAUCCUCGACGGCAUAGAUCAAAUCCAUUCAGAUGACCAGCAAAUGGAAGAGAAGACGCGCACCGCACUGCGUGAAAUCAUACGACAGGUUAGCAAACCAAGCAAAGGCGGCUUGGAUAUUCGACUACUCUUGAGUUGCAGAGAGAGCUAUAUUGCCGAGCGUAUCCCUGAGGAGGAGCAGAAAGCAGUCUCCUGGAUCAAUCUGGCCGACUAUUGCCAAGACAUGGCUAAUGCAUUUAUUGACAAGAAACUGGGUUGGAUAUGCUACGGCUUCGACAGCACCCAAAACGCCAAAGACUUGAAGUGGCCAUGGAGACUCAAGGAAAAGCUGCUUCACCAUUCCAAUGGAAAUAUCGGAAUGUUGUCAGCCUUGUUUCGAGACAUUAGUGAUCCAGAGAGACGUUCCAGCCUCGAUGAGUUCGACAGACGCCUCGAUAACUACCUGGACAACUACAAGCGAAUGAUUCCGGCUCACAUUCAAACACUCAAUCAGAGGCUCAAUGACGACGAAAUUGAAGACUUGAAUGAAAUCAUUGCAUGCAUUGUCUUGAUGAAACAAUGGCCUACAUUGACUCAGAUUCGGGGAAUUCUAGGGCUUCGAAGAGAAGGUAGACCGGCCCCAGACGAGGAUGAACUGAGAGACAGGUUCCGAUACUAUGGGCAACUCCUGAGCGUCUCCGAAGAUAUUCUAUUUUCCGAAACCACCCUAAACUUUUUCUUGGAAUGUGAACAGAGAAUAAUCCCAUCAUUCUUCUUUGAGCCAAGCGCCGAGAAUCACACAGGACCUAUUGACACAGGGAGUGAAGAUGGUGCUGGGGGCCCAAACAUCAAUGGCAUCGGUGGCACACAGAAGAUCCACAAGUCAGAAAUUGAUAUAGUGAGAAAUGCCUUAGUCUUCGUGUGUGGGGAUGAUCUGUACCGGAGAUUCGAUUUCGACAAGUUCUUCGCUUUCUGCUCUGCGGGACAGAUCGAUUCAGGGCCAGGCACAUGGACCGCCAGCCGCUAUGGCAUGGAAUCUACGAGACUGAGCAGCCCAGCCACUUAUCGCAACUUCAUUGGCUUCGGGAGCUCCGACGGUCACACAAGAAUCGCGUGCUCCCUGUUGAGAUCGCUUCAGGCUUCUGAAGAAACAGAAAAUUCAGCCAACGAUUCUCUUCGCGACUACGCCAUAAAGAAUGUUUUCUGGCAUAUCAGCAAAAUCGACCACGAGCCAGAUUCUGGUAGUUCGAGGAGAGAAUCACAAAUCUGUGAGAUGCUGCAAUCCCUCUUCACGGGUCAGCAUGCUAUCAAGCUGUGGUUGAGUCAAGACUGGGGUGACAGUGACCGAUUUUCUAACUGGUUGAAAAGUGCGGUCGAGACGACCUUAGACUGGGACAAGCAGUGCUCCGUCGGGAAGGCGUUUGAACAGUUGGCUGCUUGCCAUAAGCAAGCUGGGAAACUCCAGUACGAGCGAGAUGAUGUUGGCGCGAAGGUUGCUGAAGUGAAGCGUAUUGCUUUCAAGGAGGAAUAUUGGCCGGCAGACACGCAUUCGAGUUCCUUACAACUUGCAGAAAUGCGGGCUUUGGAGACGAUUCUCUACUACGAAGAUUACCAUCAAGUAAUCGAACAGAGCAAGAACCUUCUUGAGAGAGACGAUGCGAAUUGGACAGUACACUGGUACCUUGCACAGGCACUGGUAAACGAGAACAGGAUUUUGGAAGCCCUGCGGCAUUGCGACAAGAUUUUGAUCAUUCUUGGACAUCCUCCGAGUGGAUCUCGUCAAGAACGACCUCAUGAGUUGGGGAACAUCCUACAAUUUCAUUGGCGGACACUUCAACUUGCACCUAGCGAAGUUACGGUGGCACGCACGCGGCGAUUCAAAAAUUCUUGCGAGAAACUUCUCGAAGUAUUUCCUGAUCACUAUGCCCUCAUUGACACCUUAAUUGGUACCAUGGGCUCAGACGAGAAAGUUCAGCGUGAGCUGUAUGAUGAUCUCUCCAAGAGACAGUUGCCGCAGCGACAGCCUGGGAUCACGGUUAUGACUGGCCUCCUACAUAAUCACGCCACAAAAUUGGAUUUCCACCGAAACCUUGUCAAUUGUUAUCGAAAGGAGCCAGAAGACUUGAAGAUCAUCUACAAGGAAUCUAUCCAGGCAGCAGAAAAGAGUUGCGCAAUUUGGUACGAUCUGCGAUUCUAUCUCGGCCUCGCUCAGCAUUAUCAGAGCCCGCGGAAGGACAAGGUACGGGCGCGCAAAGGCGUCAGUCUUGGCUGCAGACUAUACUUGAAGGCAUCGGAGAGCGAGUUGGUGCACAAAGAAGAGUGUUUGAGAAUAUGGGAGGACGAUGCCAACAUGUUCUUGGGACUUCCGAAGCCGAACAAAGAGGAUGCGAACUACAUCCACAUCGCACGCACAAUCACAGAACGCGUAGCCGGUAUGCUUGCUUCGAGCUACACUAGCACGUUCAAGAAAGGCAGUGCUUUUGUCCGCAAACGUCUUGAACUGCUGGAACAGAUCAAUCGGCGGAAACGUAUCGAUAUGGCCUCACAUGGAUCACCUGACACCUUUCUAGACCAUGCAAUCGCACGACUCUACAACCUUGAUGGUCAAAUUGAUAAAUCACAUCGACAGAUCCAGGAGUCGAUCACAUCUGGAAUAAGACUGCUAUCAGACGAUGUUGCACAUAAUGACUGGCAAGGUUGCUUGGUGCUACUCGAAUCAUUGAAGGCCGUGAACGACAACAAGCAUGCUUUAGCAGCUUGUGGUCUUCUAUACAAUUUGACCAAGCAGGGAGAAGCGCAGGAGUGUGCCAACAAAGCCAAGAAUGCAGGCAUGGAUAUGAUGGUUCGCCUGGGGGAGAAGCAAGUGACCAUAAAGGAAUGGGUCAAAUUGUUGGAAGAGCGAUAUCUGCACUCUUGA